GAUUAAAUAGUUGUUUUGUGAAAGUUUUAGAUACAAUUUUUUUUUGUUAUUGUUAAGUGUUUUUGUGUUUUCACGAAAUAUUUGUUUAAAUAAAUAAUUUAAAGUGUAAAGUGUGGUAGUAAAAAAUAAAAAAAAUAAUUAACUAAAAAUGUUUACGAAACGUUCUCAUCUUUUAAAUACACAUUUCUCCAAUAAUAACAAUAAUAAUAAUAAUGGGAAAUGUAUGCAAAAUCAUGCACAGUGUAUGGAAACGUGCCUGCAAGUUGCCACCAAUGUAACCGAGCAAAAACAUCAUGUAACCCGUGAGGCUAGAGGUAAAAAUCUCGGCAUAUGUCGUGGUUUCCGUGGCUGUACCGUUUGGCUAACCGGUCUUAGUGGGGCUGGCAAAACCUCCAUAGCCUUUGAAUUGGAAGCCUACUUAGUGGCCCGUGGUAUACCAGCCUAUGGUCUGGAUGGUGACAACAUCAGAACCGGCCUCAACAAGAAUUUAGGUUUCACACCCGGCGAUCGUGAAGAAAACAUUAGACGUGUUGGUGAAGUAGCUAAAUUGUUUGCCGAUAGUGGUGUCGUUUGCAUAUGCAGUUUUGUUUCGCCUUUUGGUGAUGAUCGUGAUUUGGCCCGUAAGAUACACAAAGAUGCUGGUUUGAAAUUCUUUGAAGUAUUUGUUGAUACUCCAUUGUCGGUGUGUGAGUCAAGGGAUGUCAAGGGUUUGUACAAGAAGGCCAGAGAGGGUACUAUUAAGGGUUUCACCGGCAUUACACAGGAGUACGAGAAACCUGAAAACCCCGAAUUGGUUGUGAACACUGAUGGUUUCACCAUCAAACAGUCCACACAAAAGCUCAUACAGCUACUGGAAGCGGAAGGUGUAGUGCCCAAAUCAUUGAGAGAUGUCCAAAAGUUGUCCGAACUAUUUGUGCCAGCCUCCCUAAAAGAGGCCAUACUAAAUGAGGUUAAAUCCUUGCCCUCCAUACCCAUUACACAGGUGGAAUUACAAUGGGUGCAAGUAUUAUCCGAAGGUUGGGCUUAUCCCCUUAAGGGAUUUAUGCGUGAAGAUGAAUAUUUACAGACCUUGCAUUUCAAUUCGAUAUUAAGUGAAGAUGGUGCUUUCAGAGAAAAUCAAUCGGUGCCAAUUGUAUUGUCUGUAUCAGCAGAAAAUAAAGAAAAAUUGGACGGUUCAUCGGCCAUCUGUUUGUCGUACAAUAAUAAACCGAUUGCGAUUUUAAGAAAACCUGAAUUCUUCUAUCACCGCAAAGAGGAACGUUUGGCCAGACAAUUCGGCACCACAAAUCCAAAUCAACCUUAUAUUAAGAUGGUUUUGGAAUCGGGUGAUUAUUUGGUGGGUGGUGAUUUGGAGGUUAUUGAACGCAUACAAUGGAAUGAUGGUUUGGAUCAAUACCGUCUUACACCCAAUGAAUUGAGACAGAAGUUUACAGAAUUGGAAGCUGAUGCCAUUUUUGCUUUCCAACUGCGUAAUCCCAUCCAUAAUGGUCAUGCUCUACUCAUGCAAGACACCAAACGUCAACUGCUCGAACGUGGUUUCAAGAAACCCGUACUUCUUUUACAUCCCCUGGGUGGUUGGACCAAGGAUGAUGAUGUGCCUUUGCCCGUUCGCAUGGCUCAACAUCAGGCCGUACUCGAUUCGGGUGUUUUAAGCAGAGACGAUACCGUUUUGGCCAUCUUUCCCUCACCCAUGAUGUAUGCCGGUCCCACAGAGGUGCAAUGGCAUGCUAAGGCACGCAUGAAUGCUGGUGCCAAUUUCUAUAUUGUGGGCAGAGAUCCAGCUGGUAUGCCUCAUCCCGAUAAGGAAAUGUAUCCAGAUGGUAAUUUGUAUGAGGCCACCCAUGGAGCUAGAGUACUUAAAAUGGCCCAAGGCCUAGAUAGCAUGGAGAUUUUACCCUUCCGUGUGGCUGCUUACGACAAAAGCGUAUCACGCAUGGCUUUCUUUGAACCCAAACGUAAGGAUGAAUUUGAAUUUAUCUCAGGUACUAAAAUGCGCACAUUAGCUAAGACUGGCUCAAAUCCACCCGAUGGUUUUAUGGAACCCAAAGCCUGGAAAAUCCUUUCAGAAUAUUAUCAAUCCCUUGCAAAGCAACAAUAGUUAACAACUUACCAAUUAUUUAUAGUUAUAAAUGUUAUAAACUAAAAAAAACAAGAUUUUAUCUUUUAAGUGCAAUGUUUUUUUAAAAACAAUUUUUAUAUAUUAAAAUAAAAACAAAAAUAUUUAUAUAAAUUUAAUCUUCCUUCUAUAAAACACAUUACCAUUAGAUUAAGUAUGUUUUAUCAACAUAUUAUUUCUGUUUUUUUUUUUUAAUUUUAAACUUUAACCUCAACCAUAUUCAUAAAUUUAUAAUCCCUUGAUAAAUUUAAAAUUUGUUUAUGAUUAGGGAGGUAAAUGCUUGUCUGCCUAUUUAACUUUCGAUUUCAUUUCUAAUUUUAUUUUUCUGUAAAAGGCCUUAAACUUACUAUUUGUAGCUAAACAAAGUGUUUUAUUAUUCACUUAUUUAAAUUACUAUUAUUAUUUUGUAAUUAAGACAAAGCGAACAUACCCUUUUGAUGAUAAAUCUAAUAGGAGUUUUCAUUUGUUUCAUUUACCUUUUAUUUUUGUUUGUCGCUUUUAUUAUACAUAUUAUAAGCUAAGUAAAUAAAAUAACUACGUAACUGUUAUAACUUUUAAUUUUAAACUUAUUGUAAUAUAUUUUGAACAUAAAAUAAAUAAAUUAUUCUUUUUUAAAAUAA
This is a messenger RNA of Calliphora vicina (urban bluebottle blowfly), 2736 nucleotides long. It is a transcript of the gene Papss, whose product is annotated as PAPS synthetase. Gene Ontology annotation, biological process: 3'-phosphoadenosine 5'-phosphosulfate biosynthetic process; sulfate assimilation. Bases 149 to 2098 code for a protein of 649 amino acids. The transcript has 5 exons. The record is from RefSeq and is a predicted model, not a curated record. NCBI's taxonomy places the organism in Eukaryota, Metazoa, Arthropoda, Insecta, Diptera, Calliphoridae. Gene Ontology annotation, molecular function: ATP binding; adenylylsulfate kinase activity; sulfate adenylyltransferase (ATP) activity.